GAAACUUCCCUCUUCCUCAGUACUUUGCACAUUGAAGCCACAACAACUGAAGCUCCUCCCUUUCAGCACAUCUGGACGGACAUUGAAGAGAACAUAACUUAUUUUUGAUUUGACUUCCACUACUGGGAAAUACAGUAAAACACACAUAACCUAAAUUUGUUCUUCAACUAAAAGAGCAGUAAUUGUAUACUUGUGUUCAGGAAACCAGUCGUUUCCUGAACACACCCUCCUGCACUGGGGCUGCAUCCAACUUCUUUUUAUCCUACGUCUCAGACCAACAACAUCUACCAACUUUAGGAUGCCUUUGGGAGGAGGAAAUAAAUGUGGCCGCUGUUCGAAGACAGUUUACUUUGCUGAGGAAGUCCUGUGUGACAAACGGAGCUUUCACAAGUCCUGCUUCCUGUGCAUGGUGUGUGGGAAGAACUUGGACAGCACAACUGUUGCGGUCCAUAUGGAUGAAGUCUACUGCAAAGCAUGCUACGGCAAGAAGCAUGGGCCAAAGGGCUAUGGCUAUGGCCAGGGUGCCGGGACCCUUAGCAUGGACAAAGGAGAAUCAUUGGGUAUUACCCAUGAAACACCUGCCCCUCAUUGUCUGACCACAAACGCAAACCCCUCUAAGAUGGCUCAGAAGUUCGGAGGGUCAGACAAGUGUCCCCGCUGUGGCAAAGCUGUUUAUGCUGCUGAGAAAGUGAUUGGAGCAGGGAGUUCCUGGCAUAAGAUUGGGUGUUUCACCUGUGCCACAUGUGGGAAAAGCCUGGAGUCAACCACACUAGCUGACAAGGAUGGAGAAAUCUACUGUAAAGGCUGCUACGGCAAAAACUUUGGUCCCAAGGGAUUUGGGUAUGGACUAGGAGCCGGAGCGCUGGCCCACACCCAGUGAGAUCCGUGUCACGUCUCCAUUAUACUGAGCUGCUUUCCAGACCAGCACGGGGCAGGUUGCAUGAAGGAUGCAUCCUUCAUGCAAUACUGCAUUAAAAUAACCUCAAGAAUCACCACACAAACACAAAGAACGCAAACGCUAUUUAAUCCUAAGCCUUGUUUUUUGUCUCCAGCCUGUAAUACAAAUGUUGACGACAACUUUUUGGCCCUGAAAGAAAAUGAGCUCCAUAGAUUUAGUCUUGGAAAGGGCCAAUAUUGUUUAUGCAUCACACAUAUAUUAGAUGUACAGUGAUUGAACUAAUGCUUUGAAUUACCUUUGGAUCAGAGUGACAUGUUUGGUUUUCGAGAAAAUUCAGACAUUAAAUGCAGUAAAUACUCCCCGUUUGUGUGCAUUUUAUACUUAAAAAUGAAAUAGCUUAGUGUAACAAAUACAGCUUAUCAUUAUACUAUGUUUGCACAGGAAUAUAACUAAAGCAGCCAGGCUGGGUGGAUGCCUUUGCGUUUUAACGAACUGCUUUCUGCACAUUUUAUAAUUUUUUUUCUCAUAACACUGUCAUGGCACUCCUCAUUCUGAGAUGAUCACAUGAGAUAAAUCCUGUAUGAUGUCAAAAUGAGAGAAUAACAAUACCUUCGACUCUCUGUCAGAAUGUGGGGAAUGCCAGAAAGGACCAGUGAUUACCUUUUUUUUAAUGUUUGGAUUGAAAAUGUUUUUAGAAGAUGUUAAUGUAACUUUUUGACAGUAUUCAAAAGUGUGUUUACUUUGUAACAUGAACCACAUACAAUAAAGCAACUUUAUAUUAAA
Molecule: messenger RNA, 1681 nt
Organism: Xiphophorus maculatus (southern platyfish)
Lineage: Eukaryota; Metazoa; Chordata; Actinopteri; Cyprinodontiformes; Poeciliidae
Gene: csrp1a
Product: cysteine and glycine-rich protein 1
Exons: 6
Coding region: 299-880 (193 amino acids)
Biological process (GO): muscle tissue development; sarcomere organization
Cellular component (GO): nucleus; cytoplasm; Z disc
Molecular function (GO): actinin binding; structural constituent of muscle
Source: RefSeq, a predicted model, not a curated record